AUGAGAGGAUCCUUGAAAAUCACUUCAUCUAUCUUAUUGAUAUCUAGCUUCAUUGUAAACUAAGCUUAAGCUGUAUGCAGAGCUGCUGCUUUUGCUGGCGGAGGCUCAAGAGGAGCUUAUGAAGCAGGAGUUGUCUACGGUUUCAAUCAUGCAAAGAACCCAGCUGACUUCUCUUGGGAUGUGGUUACUGGUGUCUCGGCUGGUGCACUUAACUCUGCUGGUAUUGCACUCUGGGCUCCUAAUCAAGGAAAAGAGAUGUCAGAAUGGUUAGAACAAGUCUGGCUCAAUCUUACUUCUAGUCAAAUCUACGUAGACUGGCCACUAGGAUGGCUUGAUGGUAUCACAAAAGAAAGUGGAAUAUUUGAUAACACUCCCCUCCUCAAUCUUGUUACAAAGCUAUACACUUCAUUUGGAUCAGUGAAGAGAAAGACUGUUGUAUCAUCAGUGGAUGUCAACACUGGUUAAUACGUUAUCUUUGAUGAUUCCAUGCCAUUUUCAGAUUUACCUUUACUUACUGUUGCCUCAGCAUCCAUUCCAUUCAUUUUCCCUCACAGACAUUAUGGUGACCAUAUCUUAAUGGAUGGUGGCACUGUCUGGAAUACCAACCUCAUAUCCGCUGUUGAUAAAUGUAAAGCAAUGGGACAUGCUGAUAGCGACAUCAUUCUAGAUAUAAUACUCUGCGACUAAAAAGGUAUUAGUGAAAUUGGAGACACUGGAAAUGCUCUUAAUAAUUUCCUUAGAUAUUACACAAUUUAAUCAUACUACAGUGGAAUGAAUGAUAUCUUAGAAUUCAAGAAGACCAGACCCAAUGUUCAAUAUAGAUAUCUUACGCUCCCAACUGGACCUGUUGCAAACGGUCUAAAUAUGAUUAACUUCAAUCCUUCAAAUACCGUACCUAUGAUUGAACUUGGAAAGAAGGACGCUGCAAAUGCGAUUAAGUUGGGUGAAGGUAAAGGAUUUGAGUUAUUUGAGUAAUAUAUGAAACUUUCUCCUCAAGAGCAAGAUUAGUUAUCAAUUAACGAAUACUUCGCCAUGCACUAUGAAAAGGCAUGA
Messenger RNA from Stylonychia lemnae, 1053 nucleotides. Lineage: Eukaryota; Ciliophora; Spirotrichea; Sporadotrichida; Oxytrichidae. The record is from the annotation of a GenBank genome assembly.